Ipomoea nil (Japanese morning glory) is the source of this 1826-nucleotide messenger RNA. RefSeq names its product cytochrome P450 CYP72A219-like. Lineage: Eukaryota; Viridiplantae; Streptophyta; Magnoliopsida; Solanales; Convolvulaceae. The transcript is spliced from 6 exons. Gene Ontology annotation, molecular function: heme binding; iron ion binding; oxidoreductase activity, acting on paired donors, with incorporation or reduction of molecular oxygen. The record is from RefSeq and is a predicted model, not a curated record. The coding region runs from base 48 to 1679 and encodes 543 amino acids.
CCGCCGUGAAAUCAAGAACGCCCACAUUCCCGAUUGCCUCGCCGGAGAUGGAGGUGAUAUACACCCUACUGGGAGUGUGCAUUUCAGUGGGUUUGUUGGCGUACGCAUGGGGAGUGUUGGAUUGGGUGUGGUUUAAGCCGAAGAAGCUGGAGAAGUGGCUUAAACAGCAAGGCCUCAAAGGGAACCCCUACAGAAUCCUCUCCGGCGACAUGAAAGAGCUCGCGAAGAUGACCACUGACGCCCUUUCCAAGCCCAUGACUCUGUCGGAUAACAUAGCCCCCAGAGUCAUUCCGUUUUAUGUUCAACAUGUCAACAAAUAUGGUAAAAGCUGUUAUGUAUGGAUGGGUCCAAGGCCUAAGGUGUUAAUCAGGGAUCCUGAACUAAUAAAGGAGGUUUUAAACAAAAAUUAUCAGUAUCAGAAGGCUAGGACCAACCCACUAGGCAGGAAGGUGGCAAGAGGAGUGGCCAACUAUGAGAAAGAUAAGUGGGCAAAACACAGAAGAAUAAUCAAUCCUGCCUUCUAUUCAGAGAAGCUAAAGGAGAAGCUUAUGUCAAGCACCUUGUGUUCAGCAGCUCUGUGGGGUGCUUCCCUUGAGGGAAAGUCACAGGGUCGAACUUCGGUGCUUAUGCAACCGGCAUUCUUGCUAAGCUGCUGUGAAAUGCUGAGCAAGUGGGAAGGGAUAGUCUCAGGAAAAGGAUCUUGUGAACGGGAUGUGUGGCCUGACCUGCAAGGCCUAACCUGUGAUGUGAUUUCUCGAACGGCGUUUGGGAGCAGCUAUGAAGAAGGAAAGAGGAUCUUUGAACUCCAGAAAGAACAGGGCAUGCACUUCAUAGAAGUUUCGCGUCAAGUUUAUGUACCUGGAUGGAGAUUUGUGCCAACUAAGAGGAACAGAAGAAUGAAUGCCAUUGAGAAGGAAGUGAAAUCAUCAAUCCGGGGUAUUAUAGACAAGAGAAUGAAGGCGAUGCAGGGUGGGGAGACGAACAAUGAUGAUUUAUUGGGCAUAUUACUGGAAUCCAACUUACAAGAAAUCAGACAGCAGGGGGGGAAGGAAUUCGGAAUGAGCAUCGAAGAUGUGAUCGAGGAGUGUAAGGUGUUCUACUUUGCAGGGCAGGAGACUACUUCGGUGAUGCUGGUGUGGACUAUGAUUCUCCUCAGCAGAUUCCAAGAUUGGCAAGCCCGAGCUAGAGAAGAGGUGUUGCAGGUUUUCGGGGAUCAGGAACCAGAUUUCGAAGGAUUGAAUAGCCUUAAAGUUUUGACAAUGAUUCUAUACGAGUCUUUAAGGCUCUACCCUCCAAUAACUGGCAUGGAUAGGCGGACCGUGGAGGAAACUAAACUAGGAGAAAUAGUUCUGCCACGAGGGGCACUGCUGAUGUUGCCUACACUCUUGAUGCACGUUGACAGUGAGAUAUGGGGUGAAGAUGCCAAAGAGUUCAAACCAGACAGGUUCAGGGAAGGUAUAAUGAAGGCAACAAAGGGUAAACAAGUAUUUUUCCCAUUUGGCGGGGGACCUCGAAUAUGCGUUGGUCAAAACUUUGCUUUGGUAGAAGCUAAAAUGGCUAUGGCUAUGAUUCUGCAACGCUUCUCGUUUGAGCUUUCUCCUUCUUACGCACACGCUCCAUAUUCAAUGGUGACCACUCAACCUCAGCAUGGUGCUCCUUUAAUUAUACACAAGCUUUAAUAUGUUUCUUCCCAGUUCCCAGAAAUUCCACUAAUAUGUAGUCUUGAAUCAAAUUUCUAUAUAUUUUGUACUAUGGAAAGUCUACUGCAGACUGAAUCUACCCUUCUCUAUAUAUAAACAAAUAAACAAUAUGCUUUGGACAGGCAA